ACUCGGGGGAGGAGACCAAAGUGGGUCAGAAGACUCAGAGACACACGUUGAUUGUUGGCAACACCAUGUGCUCGCAUGUCACAUUCCCCUCCUCUGAUUCAUUCAUUUCAUUUCUUACCCCCUCCUCUCCCUUCUCUCCUCUCUCCUCUCUCCUCCUCCUCCAUAGCCUCUCUCUCUCUCUCUCCCCAGUCGUGGUCAAUACUCAUCGUGUCCAAGUCAAGGGACAAAACGAAACAGAACCCAACUCAUUCAAUUUCUAAGCUUCUGAAAUCAGAAGCAGCAAAAAUGAAGGAAAGCUCAGAUGGGUUUGUGAGGGCAGAUCAGAUUGAUCUGAAGAGCUUGGAUGAGCAGCUGGAGAGGCAUCUCAACAGGGUCUUGACUUUGGAGAAGAGCAAGAUCAUGAGAGACCCCGAAACCAAUUCCAACAGCAUCCACCUCACCACCACCUCCACCUCCAAUUCAACCGUCCCCACCACCGCCACCUCCACUUCCUCCAUGACCCUCUCCAUCCCCAAACGCCACCGCCAGGAGUGGGAGAUCGACCCCUCCAAGCUCCUCAUCAAGUCCGUCAUUGCUCGUGGCACCUUCGGCACCGUCCACCGUGGCAUCUACGACGGUCAAGACGUCGCCGUUAAACUGCUUGACUGGGGUGAAGAGGGUCACAGGACAGACUCCGAGAUUGCUUCUCUAAGAGCAGCUUUUACUCAAGAAGUUGCUGUCUGGCAUAAACUAGAUCAUCCUAAUGUUACUAAGUUUAUUGGGGCGACAAUGGGUUCAUCAGAUCUACAAAUACAGACAGAAAAUGGUCAAAUUGGCAUGCCAACUAAUAUCUGUUGUGUCGUUGUGGAAUAUCUUCCUGGGGGUGCUCUAAAAUCAUACCUCAUAAAGAAUAGGAGAAGGAAGCUAGCUUUUAAAGUCGUUGUCCAGCUGGCACUAGAUCUUGCUAGAGGGUUGAGCUACCUACACUCACAGAAAAUUGUUCACAGAGAUGUAAAGACGGAGAACAUGCUGCUGGACAAGAGUCGUGUAGUCAAGAUUGCUGAUUUUGGUGUUGCUCGUGUUGAAGCUUCAAAUCCCAAUGACAUGACUGGGGAGACCGGCACGCUUGGUUACAUGGCUCCUGAGGUCCUCAAUGGCAACCCAUAUAACAGGAAAUGUGAUGUUUACAGUUUCGGCAUCUGUUUAUGGGAAAUAUAUUGCUGUGACAUGCCAUAUCCUGACCUUAGUUUCUCCGAAGUGACUUCAGCUGUGGUUCGCCAGAACUUGAGACCUGAGAUACCUAGAUGUUGUCCAAGUGCCCUUGCAAAUGUAAUGAAGCGAUGCUGGGAUGCGAACCCAGACAAGCGGCCAGAGAUGGAUGAGGUAGUCACAAUGUUGGAGGCGAUUGACACAACGAAAGGCGGAGGUAUGAUCCCUCAAGAUCAGUCUCAGGGCUGUCUUUGCCUUCGAAUGAAACGAGGACCGUGAAGAUUUUAUUCGUUAAGAUACCAACUGGGAUGUGAUUAUUUCCAAGAUCAAAAGAGUCCAAUUUGUACUUAAGAUAGCAAACAGAGAAAAAGAUAUAUGGGAUAUAUCAAAAGGAGAUGAACAGAAAGGUAUAGAUUGAUGGAGCAAUGCUACUUUUCUCGUUUUCUUCGAGGAUGUAAAGCUUUUAUUAAAUAUUGUUACCCUUUUUUUCUUUUCUUUUCGUUAAAACGAAUGUGUAUUUAUUUGACUGGCACUACCAGCACCUUGGAAGAUCCGUUUAUAUACUAGUUAUAACGACAUGAA
Pyrus x bretschneideri (Chinese white pear) is the source of this 1770-nucleotide messenger RNA. Its product is annotated as serine/threonine-protein kinase STY13-like. NCBI's taxonomy places the organism in Eukaryota, Viridiplantae, Streptophyta, Magnoliopsida, Rosales, Rosaceae. Gene Ontology annotation, cellular component: plasma membrane. The transcript has 6 exons. Gene Ontology annotation, biological process: protein phosphorylation. Bases 76 to 1467 code for a protein of 463 amino acids. Gene Ontology annotation, molecular function: protein kinase activity; ATP binding. The record is from RefSeq and is a predicted model, not a curated record.